Molecule: messenger RNA, 921 nt
Organism: Lynx canadensis (Canada lynx)
Lineage: Eukaryota; Metazoa; Chordata; Mammalia; Carnivora; Felidae
Product: putative serine protease 29
Biological process (GO): proteolysis
Molecular function (GO): serine-type endopeptidase activity
Source: RefSeq, a predicted model, not a curated record
AUGCUGUGGCUGCUGUUCCUGUCCCUCCCCUGCCUGGGGGCCUCUGUGCCCGAAAUCCCAGCGCCUGCCCCCGAGAGGGAGUUGGUGGGCCUCGUGGGGGGUCACAGUGCCCCCCAGGGGAAGUGGCCGUGGCAGGUCAGCCUGAGAGUCUACGUUUACCGCUGGGCCUCCUGGGUGCACAUCUGCGGGGGCUCCCUCGUCCACCCCCAGUGGGUGCUGACCGCUGCCCACUGCAUCGACCGGAAAGACGCCGACCCGUCAGCCUACCGGAUCCACGCCGGCAACGUGUAUCUGUACGGGGGCAGGACGCUGUUGAACGUGAGCCGCGUCAUCGUCCACCCCGACUACAUCGCUGCCUUUCUGGGGUUUGACCGCCUGCUGAAGCUGGCCACCCCCGUGAGAAUGUCCAGCAGGACUCGGCCGGUCACCCUGCCCCUGCAGAGCCUGGAUUUCAGCCCGGAGGACGAGUGUUGGCUGACAGGCUGGGGCAGGGGCUUCUACUUCGAGCCGCUGAGCCCCCCCUACCGCCUGCAGCAGGUGCAAAUCCCACUGGAAGAGGAGGGGGCCUGUGAGCAAGGUUACCGGAGGUUCCUGCACACCAGAGCCAAUGGCAAGGUCAUCCCGGAGGACAUGCUGUGUGCCGGCACUCAGGGCCGCGGUCCCUGCAUGGGGGACUCCGGGGGCCCCCUGGUCUGCAAGAAGAGAGGCACGUGGGUCCAGGUGGGCGUGGUCAGCUGGGGCAUCGGCUGUUCCAUGUACGAGCUGCCCGCCGUCUUCACAAACGUCCAGAGCCACGUGGACUGGAUCCGACAGCAGCUGCGGAGGCGCCGGUGAGCCCAGGCUGCAGGUCGGCGCAGGACGGCGCUUCUUCCGCCGCCGUAUCACCUCCCCAGAGCGAGCCUUCCGCGCCACUCCCCUCCC